AUGGCUCAGCAGAAGACUCAGACGGGUGACGACAAGCAAAUGUCAUUGAAUGAGAAUGAGCAGUUGGCCCUGCAAUCGCACCUAGAACAAUGGAACUCUUGUAAAGGUGGAGAGCGCCACGCAGUGUUGAAUACUGCAGUUAAGGAGGCACGUCUUCUUGCCCCAAAGAUGGAUAAGGAUGCGUUAAAACAUCGCAAAUAUAUAUACAAGCAAUGGUUCUAUAACCAUGGACAACGCAAGCAGCGCAUUAAGAGGCAUCUCAUCAAGUAUGGCCAAAAAUGGACAGUUCAGGAAAUCAUCAAACAAGAACGAAAAGCCGAAGUAAAGAGCAUCAUCGAGGAGCAAACGGGAGUGAAGCCUGGGGAAAAGGGAAUGAUGAAACACUAUCAACGUAUUGUGACGGAAAUAAUGCAAGGACUUACAUCAGAUGAGUUGCAGGAGGCCGAGGCUACUGCAUUGGCAUGGAGUCAAGAAGGCCCACCGGCUGAUAUACAAGCCAAUAUCACAAAGACGAAAGGUGAAUCACUCAUCAAACAUUUCGCAAAGGAGAUGUACAGGCAAGCUGGAAUGAGACUAUUUGUGAUAUCUGCAUGGAAGGCACCGGAUGGCAUGAUCUCAAUGAUGAGCUUGGUGGCAGUGAACAAUUCAUGGAUUCCAAAGAUUGGGAGGUCAUCCUGGAGGAAUGAAAUCCAUAUGUGGAGGAACAGUUUAGUUGGUAAUCAGAUUUUUGUUGAGGGGAACGGCAAUCAAGUGAUCGGCAAAAAGAAAUGGCAGGCAAGACAGCUGUUCGACUUUGAACUGAAUGACGCGGGCAUGCCAACUAUUCCUGCCUAUGAAGACUUGGACCUUCAAUCAACAAAAGACCUUAUUCAUGACUUUAUCACAGUCCAUUACCGACUGACAGUUUCAACAGGAGAUUGUUGCCAGAAGCUGACGGUGGCGGUUCCAUGGGCAACUAUCCUAUCACGGCAAGAAGACUUUAUUGAGACCACGUACCUACCUGAGGGAACCAGGAUUAAGGAUCCAUCAAAGUUGAAGAAGGCCGACGCCCAGAUUCUCCUUCAAUUCUGGUUAAAGCGCCAGGCACAGUCGGCCGAAACCACAUUUGCAUUCAAGGCUUGGGUAGACUCAGACGGAAAUACACUUCCCCCUGUUAAAAAAAAGAUACAGCCAUCAAACUGUGGAGCUGGAGAUCGUCGGCCAUCCCGGAAGUCUAGGAAACCUCCAGUCGGAGCAAGGACAACUGGAAGCAAGAAUUCCGAUAAUGAUUCUAGUGAGGAUGAUGGUUGUGAGCCUGGUGCUGCUCCACGACAGAAGUCAAAACGUCUGGCAAACCUGAGAGCCAAGAACCGAAUACCUAUCGCCUUUUCGCCUAGCACCACAGAGGACCAAAUGAUGAUGAUGGAGUGGAGAAUAAUGGUCUGGCAAAGGUUGCCUCAAAUUUGGAUGGAGAGGAGACAGAGUCUGAUUAUUUGA
Molecule: messenger RNA, 1476 nt
Organism: Suillus fuscotomentosus
Lineage: Eukaryota; Fungi; Basidiomycota; Agaricomycetes; Boletales; Suillaceae
Exons: 5
Coding region: 1-1476 (491 amino acids)
Source: RefSeq, a predicted model, not a curated record